Messenger RNA from Protopterus annectens (West African lungfish), 1323 nucleotides. It is a transcript of the gene NTS, whose product is annotated as neurotensin. NCBI's taxonomy places the organism in Eukaryota, Metazoa, Chordata, Ceratodontiformes, Protopteridae. Bases 184 to 681 code for a protein of 165 amino acids. The record is from RefSeq and is a predicted model, not a curated record. Gene Ontology annotation, cellular component: extracellular region. The transcript is spliced from 4 exons. Gene Ontology annotation, molecular function: neuropeptide hormone activity.
UUAUUCCAGUGACAUCACAAGCGUUGAUAUAUAUUUCGUAAGGGACCUGCAUUUCCACAUUGCCUACAUAAACACAGACAUAUACCACACCAACAGGGAAACAAACAUCACAAUCUUGCAUAUCUGCUAGCCUUUCAUGGACUUUACAUUCUAACUACUUACUACACGUUGGACACUUCAAGGAUGUCAAUUCAGCUGGUGUGUCUGGUGAUCUUAUUGUUUUCCUGCCACGGCACCUGUUCAGAUUCUGAGGAAAGCAUGAAUACCCUGGAAACAGAUUUGCUAAAUGAUCUAUACUCCUCAAAGGUAAACAAACCAGGACUUACAUACUGGAAACUCACAUUGCCAUAUAUAUGCAGUCUACUAAGUAAUGCAAACAACCAAGCUGAAGAUUCCUGGAGGAACAUUGAUGAGGAAAUCUCUUCAAGAAGCCAGCUGUCUGCUCCACAGAAUGAUGUUGACUUGGAAGCAGUGCUGAUGAUUUACCAACUUCAGAAUCUCUGUAGCAGCACACCUUUCCAGCAGUGGCAGCCACUGCAUCAAGAAUUAACUGACCAAGGAGUUUCAAACAUCAAAAAAGAAGGUCAAUUGAAGAGGAAAGCCCCUUACAUAUUAAAACGACAACUGCAUGUUAGCAAACCUAGGAGGCCAUACAUACUGAAGAGGAAUUCUGUAUUUUGAAUAUAUAAUCAGCAGGCUUACUGUAUAUUUUGUGUAAAUGUAAUUGUGUUCAAUGGUAAACAUACCCAAAUGCAAAUGUAAUAACUGAUCAGAAGAACUUCAGUGUUUUAACUUUACUUGUACCAUUAAGAUAUUUGAAAUUUAUUGCAUACACUGUUCUUUUUUCAUCUGCCUAUAUUAAAUAUUAUUUUUUUAUUCUGUAAUAAUUAAACUAGUACAUUUGCAAAAUGAAUCUAAUGAAAAUUCGGAAACAAUUAAUGUUUUUAUUUAUGCAAAAUGCUGUUAGAACCUGCAUAUAUAGCAAAGAUGCAUACAGUCAGCACGAUAUUUAUGACUGAUGGAUAUGGUUUCCUGAUUUGUACAAUAACACAAAUCCAAGUAUUUAACUUUUGCCUUAUACAUGGAUUAUUUUAAAAGCUGAUUUCAGAAAUAAAAUGCAGACUGAAGUAUACCCGUCUAUUAAAUUCAGUGUGAAAAGAAUCAUAGACCAGAAGUAUAUCUGUGAGUACAAAAAAAAAAAAAAAACAUAUGUAUAUACAUAUACAUGUACAUUUGUGUUUCUGUACCUGUAGCUCAACAUAUGUGUUAAAAUUAUUGUAUUUUACUGAAGUUCCCAUUUUACUAAAGGCAUUGCAAACUGCA